AGUAGAGUGGUGAGACGGUUGCGUUGCUUGCUUAACUCUGACACGUGUUUGUGAGUGCAAGAAAAAGAACACAUGAAGUUGGUGGCUAUUACGACUAUUUUAAAAAAUUGUGUUAGCUGCUUUCCAACAGUUCAUAGUCAGAGCAGAGAGAGAGAGAGAGAGAGCUGUCCAUCAUCACACUGUGUCCAUGAUGAAAACGACCGUCGCCAAACUUGCCAUACUCAUCUUCCUUGCUUUCAUUGUGUGCCUCCCAGAGUUUUUCCCAUCACAAGUGUUACAGGUCCAGUUUCUUUGUGCACCUUUUGACCCUUGUGACGCUAACAGUGGGCAUGACGAUUAUGACAGACAGGCCUAUGAAAUGUAUGACAGUGCAGGUCUCACUCGGCCCCUGUGUGAGGCAAAAAACUCAACCAGUCAGGAUGAAGCAGUAAAGGAGUGGUUUGUGUGCGAGACUCACACUGACCUGCGGAGUCUCCAUGACAACGUCUCCAUCUCAGAAAUUGACAUGGAGGUGAGUGUUAGGCUACAGGUCGCGGCUCCUCCUCUUCUGCAGAAUGUUACUGUAAGUGGCCAUUUUAACUACAGUGGACUUCACAUUGAAACACAAGACAACAUCACACUGUUCGGCUGCUGCAUCCAGAAGGAUAGCACACAACAAAACAAAGACAAGACGCCACAAUCCAGCUCCUCAACACAAACCUCAGUGUCUGACCAACCAAAUAUUUCAGAACCAGGCAUCUUCUCAGCAGGAUCACUUGACGCAACAUCUUCUGAAGGAAAAAAAUCCAGUUCUCAUCACAUCCACCAGUCAAACAGAAGCCAUUGCCUUUUUCACUUCAAGGACAUUCAGAGGACGUCUUCAAAAACAGUGAUUCAGUGGAGUGUCAUUACCAUUGUGUGGUUGGUUCUGGUGGUAAUGGUGAUCGUAUUGGUCCUUCUGGGAGUCAGAGAUCAGGUCUUUAAGAACAGACACUGCAACAAAAAAAAGGUGAUACCGAUUCUACCCCCUGCCAAUCAGCCAAAGACGUUUUCCAAUCGCCGAGUUAAAUCUUUAAGUGAUUUGCCUGAUGAUGUAUCAACGAUAAGCAUAGAAGAUAAAGAACUGUUCUUGGACAAGAGGCCAUCAGAUUACUCAAGAGGUCAUGCAACAUCUCAUCAAAAGCACUCUUUGGCUUCUACUAAAAGGUUUCUUCAGGUUUUUCAAGAAUCGUACCAGAGAGUCCUCUCUCCAAUUCCUGAGCUAUCUGCAACAGAUGUUUCACUGGGAGAAAAUGAAGAUGAAUGUGAUGAAGAAGCAAUGUCUGAUGAUGUAAUAACAGAAGACGAAUUUGAGAUGUGUCUGGAUGUCCCCCUAACCCCAGCAAACACACACUUGGAGAACUUCACUUUCCUGCACCAUCGUAGCCAUCCAUCUGUGGAAAGCUGCUAUUAGUCAAAAAGUCCAGGAGCAAAGGAUAUAAAAAGAUAUCCAACACUUUAAUUCCAGUGCUAUUUCUCACAUUCACAUUAACUUCCCCUCACGGCUUAUCCAUAGAUAUACGAGAACAAUAGAGGGCUCAUUAGGUGAUGAUCUUGACAAUCCAUCCCCCCCAUAUAUAUAUAUAUAUAUAUAUAUAUAUAUAUAUAUAUAUAUAUAUAUAUAUAUAUAUAUAUAUAUAUAUAUUCUUCUUCUUCUUCUUUUGGCUGCUCCCGAUUAGGGGUCGCCACAGUGGAUCUUUCGUCUCCAUUGCUCCCUGUCUUCCGCAUCCUUCUCUACCAGACCUGCCACUUGUCCUCUCUCACCACAUCCAUGUAUCUCCUCUUUGGCCUUCCUCAUUUUCGUCCUCGUUUUCGUAAUAUAUAUAUAUAUAUAUAUAUAUAUAUAUAUAUAAAAUUACAGUACUGUGCUAAAGUCUGAGGCACCCUAUUUUUUUACUUACAAACUUUGUUAUAGAUUUCUAUUUGAUGACUUCUACAUUUUCGAGUCAGUACAAAAACAUUUCAGAGUCCAAACAUUUGUUUUCCAGCACAAAAUUAAAUGUUACAGGGAAAAAACGUUUGUAUCUGAGCAGCAUAUUCCAUAAGAGCGCACUUUUCAGAUUAAAAAAGAAAACAUAAUGAAGGCUGCUGGGUUUUGGUGCAAAAUGAAGACGCGAGUGUGAGAGUCAAAGUGUCCAGAAGAACUGCAGCUGGUUCUGUAAGAUGCUCAGUAAAACCUACAGCUCAUUUCCUUAUAAAACUGCACUCAUUGUACCUGAGACUACUAUUUAUUUUUAAACCAAAGGGUCGUCUCACACCAAAUAUUGACUUUGUUAAAUUUAUUAUGGUUUACUGCUUACUGUUCAUAGUAUUUUUUUAAUCUUGAAACAUUUCAUUUCAUUAUUUUUAAACCAUUUUUGGUGUAGGUGCAAUAGGCUUAUCAAAUCAGUCUCAUGUAAAAAGGGAUCAGUCUCAUAAAUUCAUUAAUCAUUAAUUCAAGUGUCUAAUAGUUUAUAGCUAAACUAUUAAAAUCAAUGGAAUAACUUAGUGGUGAUGUUGCUAUAGUUUUAGUGAGUAUUGUAGCACUAAUGUAAUACGUUUACUCUAGAUCUAUAACAUUCAUAUAACAACCAAAUAGGCGAAGGCAAUUAGAAUACUUGUUUGGCAGAGGUUGGCACUCAGUGAAUGUUGUAGCAAUAGACAGGACACAGUUUAUUCCAAAGAUACCAUUUAUUGAAAUAGCUGACACAAAUUAGCAAACGAAUACUGAUCAGAUAUAGCAACAAUAGCAGCCAAGGAAUAAUUCAAUAUAAAUGGUGAUACAAUGUAUGCAGGUAAUAAUCAGUAGUGUAUGUGAUGAGAACUAAGGCACUAAUGGUGAUCAGAAGUAAUAGCUAUAUGCAAGUUUACAGUGUAGGGGCAAGUGGAUGUUAAAAUGUGAGAGGGAAAUCACGUGUUUGUGUGUCUGUGUGAGAGUGUGUGUGUAAGAGUGUAGGAGUGUGUGUGUGUGUGUGUGUGUGUGUGUGUGUGUGUGUGUGUGUGUGUGUGUGUGUGUGUGUGUGUGUGAGAGAGAGAGAGAGAGUGUAGGCGUGUGUGCGUGAGCCUUUGUGCUAGGUUCCGCCUGAAGGGGGAUGGGCAACAAGGAGAGCACACAAGGAAGAGAGAGACAAAGGAUCUGUAGCUUAAAACUAGUCCAGCUAAACUUCUACUCAACGCUUAGCUACUCCUGAAAUCCCAAUGUUGAGGAGUGUAGUGCGAUGGAGGGAGUUAAAGAGAGAAUGAGAAAGAGAGAGAACGCAUGCACGAUCUAACUAAAUACGGAUAGUAAAUAAAGCAAAUCAAACAACACAUGGUUUAAGACUGACUUUCAUGUGAAUCAAAAUGCGUACAUUUAAACCAUGAAUGAAUUCAAAUAAACAACACUCUUCACAUUAACUAGCCACAACUAAGACUAACAAUUGCCCAGAUGCCAGCCUUACUUGAGAUCGCUCUUGCUUGGUGACUGAAAGUGCGUCGUCUGUUAUCCGAAGACAGCAUGGAGCUCAGGUCCAGGGAGAAAACAGUUCUGUUCCUUUUGCUUUUACAGCUCGUCAGCUGAAGAUCUUCGGUGUCCCGUCGGUCAUCCGAUGAUCUGGAAGGAAUCUUGUUUGUAGUUCGUCGACGUUGCGAAAGGGAAAAGGGAUCCGGUCGCCUUUUCUCUUUAAAAUACUCCGUGGGCUGCAGUAACUAACCGGUUCAGUUAUUAUUACAACUAUGCGAAGAUCAAAUACAUUGAACUUUGGCUAAAGGUCCGGUAUCAAUAGCUUGUUCUUUGUUCUUUAGCACAGAUGCAAUGACGUCUCUUUCACGCGUGGAAGAUCCACCGCCAGAGAGAAGGAAUUUUGAUUCCGCCGCGGGUUUAAAGCACAGUCGUAACAUCAUUGUAUUUGGUAUCCGGUAUCAUCUCUGUAUCCAAUACCAUUACAGGGAGUCAGAAGAAUAGACGGAGAUAGAACAUGGCAUCGAGUACAGGGAUUGGUGUGUUCAUUGCUGUACAGUGAAAGGGAGAAGAUGGUUCAUAAAUGGUUACUAUGGCUACAGCAUGGCAAUCCAUCCCUACAUUGGUCUACAGCAUUUCUUUACAUGUGCCUAAGACUUUUGCAGAGUACUGUGUGUUUAUAUAUAUAUAUAUAUAUAUAUAUAUAUAUAUAUAUAUAUAUAUAUAUAUAUAUAUAUAUGCUGCCAUAUUUGCUGUAGGUCAAAUUCGACAUCAUUAGUAAAUAGAAAAUCCAUGACAUGCACUUUAAAAGUGUUGUGUUGAUUGAACAUAAUUACUGAGAAUCAGUGAGACAAGACAAAUAACUAAAACUUCUACUGACAAGUUGAACGCUAAAGUACACCUGAGAAAAAAAAUGAACAAAUUCCAACCAGCCAUCCAUUAUCCGUAACUGCUUAUCCUGUGCAGGGUCGCAGGCAAGCUGGAGCCUAUCCCAGCUGACUACGGGCGAAAGGCGGGGUACACCCUGGACAAGUCGCCAGGUCAUCGCAGGGCUGACACACAGAGACACACAACCAUUCACACUCACAUUCACACCUACGGUCAAUUUAGAGUCACCAGUUAACCUAACCUGCAUGUCUUUGGACUGUGGGGGAAACCGGAGCACCCGGAGGAAACCCACGCGGACACGGGGAGAACAUGCAAGCUCCACACAGAAAGGCCCCUGUCAGCCACUGGGCUCGAACCCAGAACCUUCUUACUGUGAGGCGACAGUGCUAACCACUACACCACCAUGCCGUCCAAAUUGACCAAAUUUUAAUCACCUGGUAAAAAAAAGCUAUAACUAAAACCUCAUCUCAUUAUCUCUAGCCGCUUUAUCCUUCUACAGGGUCGCAGGCAAGCUGGAGCCUAUCCCAGCUGACUAUGGGCGAGAGGCGGGGUACACCCUGGACAAGUCACCAGGUCAUCACAGGGCUGACACACAGAGACACACAACCAUUCACACUCACAUUCACACCUACAGUCAAUUUAGAGUCACCAGUUAACCUAACCUGCAUGUCUUUGGACUGUGGGGGAAACCGGAGCACCCGGAGGAAACCCACGCGGACACGGGGAGAACAUGCAAACUCCACACAGAAAGGCCCUCGCCGGCCACGGGGCUCGAACCCGGACCUUCUUGCUGUGAGGCGACAGCGCUAACCACUACACCACCGUGCCGCCCCGAGUAAAACCUAAUUCAUUCAUUAAGUUAAAUAAUUAAUAAGAUUUCAAUACAGAAUUAUGUGAAAGAAAUCAAAUAAUUUUGUCUUUGCUUGCCUGCUCAGGGGCUACAGAUGAAAAUUAGCUAGUAGCUACACAACAAUUGUGCAAAGCAUGUUUCAUACAUCAUCCCUAUCAAAUUAUCCAAAAGAACAGAUUCAGAUGAACGCUAACAUGAUGACGACUAGGGUAUCGAGAUAACUUUAUCAAAAUUUGACCUCCCAAAUAAAUUUAGCUAACGAUGCUCAGUCGCAAAGCCACAAACGACACAUUAGCUAAGGACUGAGGUUCAGUUAAAGAGAAGCUAAAAACAGGAAUAAACUCACCUCUGCAGCACCUCAGGAUCAAAAGCAAUCAGUUUCUGAGGACUGUGCACUAAUUAGCAAGAAUGUUAGCUAGUCAGUUUGUUAAAUAGCAAGUGUUCUUAGUAUCUAGCAUUCGUUAAGUGUUUAGAGCUGCAGUAUAUAAAUUUGGUUUAAUUUAUCGACGUACAAUAAGCAUUCAUUUUUAGUUCUCAUCUCAUUAUCUGUAGCCGCUUUAUCCUUCUACAGGGUCGCAGGCAAGCUGGAGCCUAUCCCAGCUGACUACGGGAGAAAGGCGGGGUACACCCUGGACAAGUUGCCAGGUCAUCACAGGGCCGACACACAGACACAGACAACCAUUCACAUUCACACCUACGGUCAAUUUAGAGUCACCAGUUAACCUAACCUGCAUGUCUUUGGACUGUGGGGGAAACCGGAGCACCCGGAGGAAACCCAUGCGGACACAGGGAGAACAUGCAAACUCCACACAGAAAGGCCCUCGCUGGCCCCGGGGCUCGAACUCAGCCCUUCUUGCUGUGAGGCAACAGCGCUAACCACUACACCACCGUGCCGCACCUCAUUUUUAGUUGAAUUUAAGUUAUUUCUUAAUGUUUUUUCCCUGUCAAAAUCCUAACAUACAGUGCCUUGCAAAAAUAUUCAUCCCCCUUGGUGU
Messenger RNA from Neoarius graeffei (lesser salmon catfish), 6169 nucleotides. RefSeq lists its product as uncharacterized. Lineage: Eukaryota; Metazoa; Chordata; Actinopteri; Siluriformes; Ariidae. The transcript has 12 exons. The coding region runs from base 188 to 1432 and encodes 414 amino acids. The record is from RefSeq and is a predicted model, not a curated record.